Trichoderma harzianum CBS 226.95 is the source of this 1542-nucleotide messenger RNA. RefSeq lists its product as hypothetical. Gene Ontology annotation, molecular function: phosphopantetheine binding. The transcript has a single exon. Gene Ontology annotation, cellular component: cytoplasm. The annotation marks the transcript as partial. Gene Ontology annotation, biological process: secondary metabolite biosynthetic process; amino acid activation for nonribosomal peptide biosynthetic process. The record is from RefSeq and is a predicted model, not a curated record. Lineage: Eukaryota; Fungi; Ascomycota; Sordariomycetes; Hypocreales; Hypocreaceae.
GACCUGAACACCAUCUGGACCUGGAAUGCCACUGUGCCUGCUGUGGUAGAAAGAUGUGUACACGACAUAUUCAUUGAGAUUGCACAUGAACAGCCAAAAUCCCCAGCAAUAUGCGCCUGGGAUGGUGAACUCACCUACGGACAUAUAGACGAGCUUUCUACUCGGCUCGCUAGAUAUCUCACUGAGGUGGGCAUAGGCCCAGGCACGAUAGUACCACUAUGCUUUGAGAAGUCUAUGUGGAUGCCGGUGGCUAUGCUUGGCGUGAUGAAGGCCGGUGGAGCAUCAGUAGCCCUCGAUUCUUCUCAACCAAUUGGAAGGCUAUUGGGGAUCAUUCAGCAAGUUGGCUCACAGCUGAUCCUAACCUCUUCUUCGAAUUAUGAGUUGGCAUCCAAACUCACUAAAUCCACGCCGAUCAUUGUGGAUAGAGAAUCUCUUACAUCUCAUCAAUUCAAGAAGACAGUAGGGCAAAAUGGUUCUAUACGUCCUGCCAGUGUGCCUACGAAGCCAAGUGAUCUCCUAUACGUGGUCUUCACCUCUGGCAGUACGGGUACUCCAAAGGGAGCAAUAAUCACUCAUUCCAAUUUCUCCAGUGCAGCUCCGUAUCAGCAGCCAUUCUUACACCUGCAUCGGCACUCACGGAUUUACGACUUUGCCUCGUAUAGCUUUGCUGUAUCUUGGGCAAACUUUUUAAACGCAAUUACCUGUGGAGGAUGCUUGUGCAUCCCAUCAGAGCAUGAUAGAAAGAAUAGGAUCGAGGAUUCUAUGAGAGAACUGCGAGCAAAUUAUGUCGAGGCCACCCCUUCAGUUGCUGAGCUUCUCAACCCAGAGUCCCUGCCAAAACUCGACGUUUUGGUGCUUGGUGGUGAGCUUUUAGUGCAAGAUCGUCUCUCAUGCAUCCAUGCACCUGGUAAUGUCAUUAAUACAUAUGGACCAGCAGAGUGUACAAUUACCAGUACAGGAGUCAAGGUUAUGCCUGGUGACCCCGAUAUCAAGAGCAUCGGACGAGGACUAGGAACAAUUACUUGGGUUGUGGACGCUGACAAUCACGACCGGUUGGUUCCCUUAGGGGAUGUCGGCGAGUUGUUAAUUGAAGGUCCGCUGGUAGGCCAAGGCUAUCUUAAUGAUCCAGCCAAGACGGAAGCUGCAUUCAUUGACAGUCCGCCGUGGCUUUUACGAGGCGGAACUAAUGUUCCAGGUCGUCGCGGUCGCCUGUACAAGACAGGAGAUCUAGUGCGAUAUAACGAGGAUGGAACACUCUCUUUCCUGGGGCGCAAGGACUACCAAGUCAAGAUUCGUGGCCAAAGAGUAGAGCUGGGGGAGGUCGAGCAUCAUAUACGGCGACUGCUGCCUUCUUCAGAGGUAAAGCAAGUUGCUGCAGAAGUCGUCUCGCCGGAAGGCAUCAGUACGGAAGCUCUUGUUGCAUUUAUUGUAUUGGCCGGUUCAACGAAUCGUUCCGAGGACGAAGUUCAAGUCAAAAUGGCUGUGAUGACGGCAACCUUGAACGAGACGCUGGCCCAACAACUGUAUCGCAACAUGAGCUAG